Messenger RNA from Chiroxiphia lanceolata (lance-tailed manakin), 3071 nucleotides. RefSeq names its product LRR binding FLII interacting protein 2 (gene LRRFIP2). Gene Ontology annotation, biological process: regulation of DNA-templated transcription. The record is from RefSeq and is a predicted model, not a curated record. NCBI's taxonomy places the organism in Eukaryota, Metazoa, Chordata, Aves, Passeriformes, Pipridae.
GCGCCUGCGCGGUCAGCCUGCCGGCCUGUGCGCGGGGGCGGGCAGUGCCCGGGUACCGCUGCUGGCGUGGUCGCGGUGCCUCCCUCGCCCCCUCCCUCCCCUCAGCGCCAGCCCCUUCCUCCUUCCGCAGGGCCCUGCGGGUGGUUUGAAAUUCACCGCAGCCUCUCACCCGAGUUCUCGAUGUGGCUGUAAGCGCCAGGCUCUGAAGGGGAGGAGGCAAGAGCGCGGGGCGGGGAAGAGGGGGGGCGGCCUGGAGCGGUGCGGCUUGUCUGCGCCAACAGCUCCGGUUCCUGCGGCCCCUCACCGGGAAGGGGCGGGAGAGGGCGGUGGAGAGGGUGAAGCGAGGUAGCAGCUGGAAGGUCCGUGUCUGGCGGGCACCGUGGUCCGGUCUCUGGGCGUGGGGAGUGAGGGAAGGAAGGACCCUGAGCCGAUUCCGGGACCCAAGAGCCCCUCGCACCCGUGGAAGCGGUGGAGGGCAGAGUGAAAAAUUCCCCCUCCGUACUGAGGCGUCCCGGUGCUGCGGCAGGCUGGCCCGCAGGUCCAGAUAAUAAAAAUGGGAACUCCUGGAUCAGGACGGAAGAGAACUCCAGUGAAGGACAGGUUUUCUGCAGAAGAUGAAGCUCUGAGUAACAUUGCCAGAGAGGCAGAAGCCAGACUUGCAGCCAAACGAGCAGCUCGAGCAGAAGCAAGAGAUAUACGUAUGAGAGAGCUGGAGCGACAGCAGAAAGAGUUUUCUCAGCAUUCAUGUGAUAGAAAAUGGGCUCAUAUUCAGAAAUGGAUGGAAGACUCAGAGAGGGCCAGGUAUUCUCACCAGUCCAGUCAACAUUCAUAUUUGAGUGGAAUUUACUAUGAUCAAAGAAAUUAUAGCAGCCUUGGAUAUAGUAAACCAGUUCCUUCCUACCAUGUUUGGUCGUCUGCUCUGUACAGUUAUCCAGUGGCACCAACUAGGAGUUACAGGCCAUCUGAAUACAGUUAUUCCUCAAGAGCAAGCUCAGUCCGAAGUAGUCCUGUGUCCUCUGAUUUUUCUGAUCAAAGUGAAACUGCUGCUGACUAUUUUAGUCGUUCUAACCGCAGGGGAAGCAUUGUUUCUGAUACAGAUGAUGGCCAAGGCCUGAAUAGUCUGGAAGAAAAGAGUGAAAAAUCACAUUCAGAAAUAUUUUCAAGGCCCUCAUCUCGCAAUUCAGUAAGUGCAACUCCUCUGAGUGGCAACUCGUCUAGAAGAGGAAGUGGAGAUGCAAGCAUUUUGGUGGAUCCUGAUGCCUCCCUCAGUGAAUUACGGGAUUCACUAGCUGAAGUAGAAGAGAAGUACAAGAAAGCUAUGGUUUCCAAUGCUCAACUAGACAAUGAAAACAACUUGGUUUACCAAGUGGAUACUUUAAGGUUAUUGAGGAGGAAAGAAGAACAGAUAGCAGAGUUCUAUAGAAAUGAAGAGAAGUCAAAGGAAUUGGAAAGACAGAAACACACCUGCAAUGUUCUGCGACAUAAGCUGGAUGAACUAAAAGAGGGCCUUCGACAGAGAGAUGAACUGAUAGAGGCCCUAGAAAGACAGAAAGAUUACUUUGACUGCAUUAAGAAUGAGCGAGAUGAGCUAGAGGAGUUGGCUGACCUGAAGGAAACAAUGAAGAGAGGAGAGGUAUGUUGGUAGUAGUUACUUUACAAAACAGGAUUAGUUAUAAUUCCAGAUGGCACACCAAAUGGUGAUGUAAACCAUGAAUCGGUGGUUGGUGCAAAACAGUUGUAUCACAAAAGUGCUCAAGUCCUGGAAUCUGCAGGAGAAGGACCACUAGAUAUCAGGCUACGAAAACUGGUGGAGAAAAAGGAGGAAUUAUUGUCCCAGGUUAGAAAACUGAAGAUGCAGUUAGAAGAAGAACGACAGAAGUAUUCCAGAAGUGAUGGCAUGAAUCCAGAUAUCAUAGGCUUAGAGAAUGGUUCUGACUUGCAGCUAAUUGAAUUGCAAAGAGAUGCCAACAGACAAAUUAGUGAAUACAAAUUUAAGCUUUCAAAAGCUGAACAAGAUAUAACUACUUUGGAACAAAAUGUAAGUGUAUUGGGACGACUUGAGGGGCAGGUUGCAAGGUAUAAUGCAGCAGAAAAUGCAGAAAAAGUAGAAGACGAACUCAAGGCUGACAAGAGGAAGCUUCAGCGAGAGUUAAGAACAGCACUGGAUAAGAUAGAAGAGAUGGAGAUGACCAAUAGCCAUUUAAUGAAAAGGCUGGAGAAGGUGAAGGCAAAUAGGACUGCGCUUUUAUCUCAACAGUGAAGUUGGAAAUUGAAAAUACAAUGCACUGCGCCUUGAAAACUAGCCCCUAGGUUGUUUAUAAAUACAGACUUUCAUUGGCACAAACUAUUUAAACACUGAGCUGUUCACUGAUGGUUUAGUUUCAUAAUUAAAUUACAUACUUUUGUAACUUAUGAGAGAAAGAAAUGUAGUUUGAAUUCCUAUGUGAAUUACAGCAAUUUUUCAGUAGCAUUUGAUUCUAGAGUCAAAGAUGGAGCACAAUGCUGUAUGUUUGACUUAGCGAUAGAAAACGUUUUUACAGCUGUGGAAUCAAGUUUACUCACAAUCUCCCUUGGCUACUUUAAUGAUGCUUGAUGCUCAGAGACAGCUGCAUGAAUUCAAGAAGACACUGUAUUACUGUACUGCAAAACUAACAUGUAUUUGCUUAAGACAUCACACAGCACAAGUGCCUUUUAUCUGGUGCAAUUUAGACUUCAUUGUUGAAAUAGCCUUUGAAAACAGAUAGCAUUUUAUUUUAAGAUACAUUUGGGGUAUUCACUAAACUUUAUACAUUUUGAAAAUACAUUUUUGUAAAAUAUUUAAAUUUGUAAGAAAAAAAUAGGGACUGUAUAUAAAAAUCUGCUUUUUUUUGCAUGGGCACAUCUAAGUUCUAGGUAAUUUUGUCAAAUAAUAGCCCUUAAUACUCUUAGUAUUAAGAGCACAGAUUUAAAAGCUUAUGUUGUACACCAUCAAAUUAUAUGUCAUCUGCUUAAGUGUGAAUUGAAAUUUUAUGGUGGGAGGAAGGGGGUGGGAAAUGUGACUAAGGAAUUUAUUAAAUGGACACUUUACUGAC